AUGAAGCUCAUUGUCUCACUUCUUGUUUUGGCUGGUUUCGUCAGUUCUGCUAGAAACGGAAUUGAUUUCAUUCAACCGGUUACUGUAGCCACGUUCCAAUGUAUUAAGAAUGCCGGCUAUUCGUUCGUUAUUCCACGUGUUUUCACUUCCCUUGGAAAAGUUGACACUACUGGAGUCAAUAAUGUGAAGAAUGCCAGAGCUGCCGGUUUGACUGAUGUCGAUGGAUACGUGUUCCCAUGUCUUUCAACCAGUUGUCCAUCUGCUGCAAACCAAGUAAAGGCUGCAUUGGAUGCUCUCAAGAAUGCUGGAACUAAAGUAUCUACCCUCUGGCUUGACAUCGAACGUCUCGCGUGGCCAGCCAAUCAUGCCAGUAACCGUGCAUUCAUCGAAGCAAUGGUCAAAGAAGCACAAGCUUAUGGACAACAAGUUGGAAUCUACAGUAACUAUUACAACUGGCAAGAUAUUGUUGGAUUGGAUUACCACGGACAAUCGAAUUUGAUGCUCUGGUGGGCAGCAUAUGACGGAGUGAAAGACUUCUCGAAGUUCGCUGCAUUCGGAGGAUGGACUCGUCCAACAAUCCAUCAAUGGGAAGGAACUACUGCUGGUCCAUGCGGAGUCAGUGUCGAUAUGAAUUAUGUUCCAUAA
This is a messenger RNA of Caenorhabditis remanei, 645 nucleotides long. RefSeq lists its product as uncharacterized. The transcript is spliced from 2 exons. Gene Ontology annotation, molecular function: lysozyme activity. The coding region runs from base 1 to 645 and encodes 214 amino acids. The record is from RefSeq and is a predicted model, not a curated record. Gene Ontology annotation, biological process: peptidoglycan catabolic process; signal transduction; cell wall macromolecule catabolic process. NCBI's taxonomy places the organism in Eukaryota, Metazoa, Nematoda, Chromadorea, Rhabditida, Rhabditidae.